ACCAAUCGAGGGGCGACAAUACUGCCAGGAAUUAUCUGAUCGAGGAGACGGAGGUUUCGAGACAACCCAACCUGUUUGGUGCCAUCGGAGACAAGGCAUCGAAUCGCAUAAGGAAUCAAAAGCCAAAGCUAGUAGCAACAGACACGUUCGCAAUCGAAACCAGAGCCACAGCCAGAGCAAGCAAUCGACAAACAUGGGAAACGAGGGGUCGCUGCCGGCGGGCGAGAACCCGGAGGGGUUCGACUUUGACGGGAGGUCGCCCCCGUCCGCGGUCCGGCCCGGUGGCCAGCCCUACGGCGUCGGAAGCAACGACCCCCGCUCCGUGAACGGGAACGCUGGGCGCCUGAAGGGGAGCGUCUUUACCCGCCGGAGCAACGCCCACAACCAGAACUCGAGCGGGAUCGAGCGGGCCCCGGCGGCCUCCCAGUACACGAUCUCGUCGGCGGCCUCGGACACGUCGGUCUCGUCGUACCACACCACCUCGAACGGCGGCAUGCACGGAGACGAGCUGGCCUAUGUGAACCACCCACAAGCGCAACCGCAGCAGCUGCACUCCUAUCCCGGUCGUGCGCAAAACCCCUAUCAGCAGCAGCAACAGCAGCCGCCGCCAUCGAUCUACGCACCACAGGAGCACCACCAACACCCGCAAUACCAACAGCACUACUCGCAAUCGCUACCGAACCAUCCACAGACACACCACACCAAUUAUGCGCAACAGCAAAUUCACGGAAGCACCAACACCACCAACAACAACACGACAAAGAAACCCCGGCCCGGGCAGCGCGCAGGCGCGGCAAUCAUGAACAGCAUGAGGAACCUAAACCUGGGUUCCGCGAUGCACCGGAUCGGUGGUGUGGGUGGAAUCGGCAAGAGCCCGGCUGCCAGYCCCACCCGGGGUGGAACCAGCAGACGACAGUCCCACCAGCGGCGGCAGCARCAGCAGCAACAGCAACAACAACACGAACAACACCAGGUAAACGAAUGGGAGGCCAGGUGGGACGACGAUUCGGACGACGACGACGACGAUGGCAACGACAGCAGCCAUUCUUCKCCCCGCUCGCAGCAACUGCAACAGCAGCAACCACAACAAACCCAGGCAAGCAUCCUUCCCCCCAAAAUGGAUUCCGGCUACACGAGUGCUUCCGUUUCUAGCCCGGAUGCGAGGGCCGGUGCGCAGCCACAGCAACCGCAGACGCCGCCGCCCCCGAUGGGCCAGCACCCGGCGUACCCGGCCACGGCCUCCGCCGCGAUGGCGACCACGGCCGGCGAUCGGCGGCUCGUGACCGACGACGAAGACGACGGGGUCGAGUGGGACACCGGGKYCUCGGGAGGGAAACCYKCGGCGCAAGACGCGAGCGCAAACGCAACCGACGACGACGAGAAAACGCCCAACGUGAAGCAGUUUCUGCCGCUGCUGCGGGUUCUGGGAAAGGGAUCUUUUGGAAAGGUACGUGUCGGCUCGCAGUCGCUGUAUUUGGAUCGGAUCGGAUCGGGUCGGGUUGGGUUGGGUUGGGUUGGGUUGGGUUGCACGUGCCGGGCUCGGUGUUUUCCAUUUGGCGGUUCCGUGUCUUGGGUCGGAACCCGUCGAACCAAGCUAGUGUGUUGCGUUGUUGUGUUUCGACAGYCUAACAAUCGUUCCUUCUUUCUCCCUUCCAACGAUGCUGUAGGUCGUGCUGGUCCAAAAACGCGUGGGGAGGGAACAGGGGUCUCUGUUUGCAAUGAAGAUACUGAAAAAGACGCACCUGGUCCGGCGACGACAGAUCGAGAGAACCCGGACGGAGCGCAAGGUGCUUUCGGCGGUCAACCACCCCUUUAUCAUGAAGCUCCACUACGCGUUCCAGAGCCCGGAAAAGCUCUACCUGGUGCUGGAUUACUGCCCCGGUGGCGAACUCUUCUUCCAUCUCUCGCGGUUUCGGAGGUUCCCGGAGCGGGUGGCCCGGUUCUACGCGGCAGAAUUACUGCUGGCCCUGGGYCACCUCCACAAGCGGGGGAUCAUCUACCGGGACCUGAAACCCGAAAACGUGCUGCUGGACGCCGACGGGCAYGUGAAACUCGGGGACUUUGGCCUGGCGAAGGCCGGRAUCCGCCACGCGUACGAGGGCGCUACGUCGAUGUGCGGGACGCCGGAGUACAUGGCCCCCGAGGUCCUGGCCCAGCAGGGCCACGGGUUUUGCGUCGACUACUGGGGCCUCGGCAUGCUGACGUACGAAAUGAUGACCGGGCUUCCGCCCUGGUACACGACCGAUCGGACGAAGCUCUUUCGGAGGCUGCGGAGCGCUCCGCUGGACAUUCCUCCUUACUUUUCUGCGCCGUCCGCCUCGUUUUCAGCAGCGCUGCUGGAACGAAACCCCCGGAGGAGGCUGGGGGUGACCGGCAUCCGCGCCGCCAUGGAGCACGAGUUUUUCAAGAGCAUCAGCUGGAGGGCCCUGUACGGUCGCCGUGUGGAGGCACCGAUCCGUCCGUGCGAGGGAUGGUCUCCGCCGGGGAGCGGCGGGGACGAAAGCCCCACCCAUGGCUCGCAGUCGCAGAACCAAACAAACGCACACGACUCAUCGUCGUCGCCCCAAACCACCACGAUCCCCACGGAUCUGGACGCCGCCACGGCGAAUUUCGACAACCAGUUCACCCGAAUGCCSGUAGAAACGGACGAAGACGGAAACGUUCACGACGACGACGACGAACUGGAAGAACUGCACGAAGACACCUUYGUUGGAUUCACCUUUGACGACACGGACCGCGACGAAAUCGAAGCGGCCCAGCUCAUGAAGCAACAGCAGCAGCAACAACAGCAAGCCAGGCUUAGAACGCACAACUACACCCGGGAAGGGCACCAGAUUGACUAGGGCUCGGGUGGACAAUCASUGGAAAGGAGGUCUUUUGGAAGUUCUACUAGCACAGCGAACGCUAAUCAUACUAGAC
Molecule: messenger RNA, 2919 nt
Organism: Pseudo-nitzschia multistriata
Lineage: Eukaryota; Bacillariophyta; Bacillariophyceae; Bacillariales; Bacillariaceae
Source: the annotation of a GenBank genome assembly